Messenger RNA from Lecanosticta acicola, 1446 nucleotides. NCBI's taxonomy places the organism in Eukaryota, Fungi, Ascomycota, Dothideomycetes, Mycosphaerellales, Mycosphaerellaceae. The record is from the annotation of a GenBank genome assembly.
AUGAGCGCCGAUCAGUUCAAGGCGCGGACGAUGAAGAGGAAGAACGUAAAGGGCCUGGCCUUGAGCGCUCCAUCCAAGCCUGCAGUGCCCUCCGACGAGGACGCGCAGCUGCCUGGUGCUCUGGGCAACAACGGCAAGCGGGCAGACACACUCGAGAUCGGCGUCGAGUUCCGUCCUGAUUGGCGGAGCGAGGACUUGGAGGUCGUGAAAGAGCUUGGUUCUGGCAAUGGUGGUACCGUCAGCAAGGUCCGGCACAAGGGCUGGAAUAUCGUCAUGGCCAGGAAAAUCAUCCACGUCGAGGCCAAGAAGGAGGUGCGGAAGCGAAUCGUGAGGGAGCUGCAGAUUAUGCACGAGUGCAACUCGCCCUACAUCGUCUCCUUCUACGGUGCCUUCAUGAACGAGUCCAACGAUGUCACCAUGUGCAUGGAAUACAUGGAUGUUGGGUACGUCUUCUUACCUCGCAACGGCCGACGGAUUUGCCGCCACUAACACCAAGCUUCUCACAGGUCACUCGACAGCAUAUCUAGAAACUUCGGUCCCGUCCGCGUUGACGUCCUGGGUAAGAUUGCUGAGUCCGUCCUGGGCGGUCUCAAAUAUCUCUAUAUUGCCCACCGAAUCAUGCAUCGAGACAUCAAACCCUCCAACGUUCUGGUCAAUAGCAAGGGACAGAUCAAGCUUUGCGACUUUGGCGUCUCGUCCGAACUGGAAAACAGCGUGGCGGAUACCUUUGUUGGAACCGGAACUUAUAUGGCACCGGAGCGGAUACAAGGGAGUCCGUACACGGUCAAGAGCGACGUGUGGAGUGUAGGUCUGACACUGAUGGAGCUGGCGAUCGGCAAGUUCCCAUUCAGCAUAGAGAGUGAAGACGGAGAAGACGACGCGGCUGGACCACAGGGCAUUCUCGAUCUGCUACAACAGAUUGUCUUGGAACCGGCACCCAAACUCCCGAAGAGCGAUGCUUUCCCGCAGAUUCUAGAAGACGUCAUCGCCAAGUGCUUGAUGAAGAAUCCCGAUGAGCGACCUACACCGCAAGAGCUGUAUGACACCGAUUCGUUCCUCCAGGCCGCAAAGCGCACACCGGUCGACUUGGAGGCGUGGGCGGUAAGCAUGAUGGAGCGGCACAAUAGGAAGAGUCAUCUGGCGCCGCAGUUGUCGCCAUCCACACGGGCGAUGCUGCGAGGCGAGGAGACGCCAAGCCAUAGUGCCAGCAUGAGCUCCAGCGUAAACGAGCAAACACCCACCUCUGGAGAGAUCCCGAUCUCGUCCUCCAACGGACCGAGCGUGUCGUCACGGCCGUUUCCCCUCCGAACAAGCAGUGCCAACUACGUGCAGCAGCAGAUGAAUCUACCUAUAAGACAGGCGCCUGGCGCGUCACGCAGACCUGAAACCUCCGGUACCGACCGCGGCGAUGCAUAUCGAAGAGCUGCUCCAGGGUAUGUGCAGUGA